AUGGUGUCUGUGUCGCCGACGCCGUUGCUGGCGGUAACGCUGCUAUUCCGCGCCAAGCCACGUUUUGCUGGGAUCGACCAUGUGAUCAGGGCCGUAUCGGCCUACGCUGACUCAUCCGUCGAGCUGCCUCUCAAUAAGGCGUGUAAUUUCGGGUCCGUGACGCUGUUGGACCGCAUCUGGAGCACUACCGUUGACUUGGAACCCGGAGGGUGGGGGCUCUGGUCCGUCAGGAAGCUGCUGCGGACAUACAAAGUGUAUGGCAAGCUGCAAUUCACAUUGUGUCUGCUGGUAGCAGUGAAAAUUAAUAACGUAGAGGUCGUUCGAUGGCUAUUCAACCACUUUCCAGACUACGGUGUGAGGCGGAAAGUAAUUUACGAAGCGGCGUCAGCAGGAGCGCUAGAGAUUCUGCAAUAUUUCCGAGCUAAUGGAACCGCAAUAAGUAAUGAAGAGGAAGAGCAGGAAGAGGACGGGGAAUGGAACGAAGAAAAGGAAAACUGGGAGAAAGGGCGCUGGGUUUGCUGGGGAGGACUCGAUGCUGCCAAAGCUGCAAUUGCCGGACAUGCCGACGUCGUCAAGUGGAUGUACGAGACUUACGCUCAGACCUGUGAAAACAGAAACGACUUCUGCGCUAUCGAUGCGGCUUUUAUUGCAGGAGACAUGGAGCUGGCCAACUGGCUGAUGGAUAAGCUCGACAUGAGUCCCGAAGGACACGACGCUCUCCAUGGUGCUGCCGCUAACGGCCAUGUCGAGCCGCUGCAGUGGUUUCAAGAACGUGGAGAAUACACGUCGUGGGAUGCUGGAACACUGUUUAAAGCGGCGGAAGCAGGGCAAUGGAACGCCGUUCGAUGGAUCGUUGACCGUGAUCGGAAUGAUAGCGAGCUUGGGGACCAAAGCGGUCCGGAAGAGUACAAUUUUGACUACAGCUAUGGCGAUAGGACGCGUCGGACAUAUCUUACUUGCCUCGGAGGAGAAGCAACUCUAGCUAUACAUGCUGCUGCGAUUAACGGACACCUGGAAGUUGCUAAAUAUCUGCGUGCUCAAACUGACAAGCCACGCAAUGACCGAGAGAAAACAAAAGAGAAUUGGCGACUGAACAAAAGAAUUAAAGCUCUAUCCGAGCGACUGAGAGGGAGCUCUAGUGUUGAAAGCGUCUCAGGAAGAACAAUGAUGUUUGCUGCAGAGCGAGGAUUCCUUAAUGUGGUGAAGUGGCUGUACUCUGAGUACCACAGCGAUCCAAAAAUUAAUCUCUUCUGGGUUCGUGGACACGUCGAUGAAUAUGGAUACAGUGACACUGAUCAUGAAUACAUGAACGAGGAUACUGAGUCCUAUUGCAGCGUGGUCGAUGCAGCAGCAGGUAAAGGCCACUUGGAGAUCGUUCAAUAUUUGCUUCAGAUCGGACACGAGGAGGAAGAUACCCGUAAACACAAGCGACAGCGCGUCCAUGAGAGCCGAGACAAUGUCCUUCGUGGCUCCUUUAGCCCAUCAGCCAAGCUGAGAUGCACUGAUGUAGCGAUGGACGUUGCAGCUGCUCACGGCCACUUAGAUGUUGUUCGCUGGCUUCAUGCAAAUCGCACAGAGGGCUAUGGUGCUGCGAGUGGGGGUCAUUUGGACGUUGCGAAGUGGCUACACCAGAACCGAACUGAGGGCUACAGUCGUGCAGCUAUGGACAAUGCAGCUAGUGGGGGGCAUUUGGAGGUCUUGAAGUGGUUGGAUGGUAAGCGGGCGCGCUGUUCAACUGCCGCGUUGGACGGUGCCGCCGCCUAUGGCAAGUUGGGAAUUGUGAAGUGGCUCCGUAAAAAUCGACCCGAGGGGUGUACAACGCUGGCAAUGGACGGCGCGGCUCAUGGAGGCCAUCUGCGAGUGCUUCGGUGGCUGUUUGAGAACCGCAAGGAAGGCUUCACUGACAGAGCUAUGGAGAAUGCAGAGCGGCACUCGCAGUUUGAAACUCUGUUAAUCCUGCACAACAUCGCACAGCAAGGCCUCGCAAAGGAGGUAGAGAUCAUGGAAGAAGAAGAGUCGAAUGCCUGGAUCUCUGAGCACUACCUCGACAUCGCACGCGCGGAAUUUUAUCCCGGAAGCGGCAUUGGAUGGUAG
Messenger RNA from Phytophthora infestans T30-4, 2094 nucleotides. RefSeq lists its product as uncharacterized. Bases 1 to 2094 code for a protein of 697 amino acids. Gene Ontology annotation, molecular function: protein binding. The transcript has 2 exons. The record is from RefSeq and is a predicted model, not a curated record. Lineage: Eukaryota; Oomycota; Peronosporomycetes; Peronosporales; Peronosporaceae.